AUUAAAUACCAACAUAAAAGAUGAUUGAUCGAGAAAUGUAAAUAUUGCGAUAAAGUGUAAAAGCCGUGGUUUUUGUACUUAAAUAGUGCGAUUUUGUUCAACACUUUCGAAUUUAAAUAAAUAUUUCAGGUUUCAGACGGUGCAAAAACUUCCAACUCAUUUCCAGUGACGUGGAUGUGUUUUGUGAGGUUAUGUCAUAGACGUUUUAAUUUAAAAUAAAUCGCCAAAUUAAAAUAGAAAAUGUUUGAGGUCACAGAUACUCAAAAAAUUGGGGUUGGCCUUGCUGGCUUUGGGAUGUUUUUCCUAUUUUUGGGGGUUUUACUCCUCUUCGAUAAGAGUUUAUUAGCGUUAGGAAAUAUAUUGUUUAUUGCUGGUUUGGCAUGUGUAAUAGGCCUAGAACGAACGUUUCGAUUCUUUUUCCAAAGGCACAAAAUCAAAGCCUCAAUCUCCUUUUUUGGUGGAAUAAUUAUAGUGCUUGUAGGUUGGCCACUAGUUGGAAUGCUUUUUGAAACUUAUGGAUUUGUUUUAUUGUUUAGUGGCUUUUUCCCAGUUGCCAUCAACUUUCUCAGAAGAGUGCCCAUUUUAGGAACAUUUUUAAAUUUCCCAGGAAUUAGUAAGCUAGUUGAUAAACUGGCUGGAGACUCCAACAGAACAACAGUCUGACUUGAAAUAGACUUAAUUUCAAUCAAAAUUGGUGAACGGUGCUGUGCCCCGUUUUGUAGGGGCCCAGAUUUAAUUUAAUUACAAAUCAAUGUAUUUCAUUUGCAAUAUACUGUACAGAUUUUUUAUUUCCCAAAUGUACAAAUCGUUUUAUCAUCAAAUAAAUGACACAUUUUUGA
Molecule: messenger RNA, 839 nt
Organism: Tribolium madens (black flour beetle)
Lineage: Eukaryota; Metazoa; Arthropoda; Insecta; Coleoptera; Tenebrionidae
Product: vesicle transport protein GOT1B
Exons: 5
Coding region: 241-663 (140 amino acids)
Biological process (GO): endoplasmic reticulum to Golgi vesicle-mediated transport; retrograde transport, endosome to Golgi
Cellular component (GO): endoplasmic reticulum; membrane
Source: RefSeq, a predicted model, not a curated record